This is a messenger RNA of Amphimedon queenslandica, 2919 nucleotides long. RefSeq lists its product as uncharacterized. Gene Ontology annotation, molecular function: guanyl-nucleotide exchange factor activity; protein binding. The transcript is spliced from 22 exons. Gene Ontology annotation, cellular component: cytoplasm. The coding region runs from base 57 to 2750 and encodes 897 amino acids. The record is from RefSeq and is a predicted model, not a curated record. NCBI's taxonomy places the organism in Eukaryota, Metazoa, Porifera, Demospongiae, Haplosclerida, Niphatidae. Gene Ontology annotation, biological process: regulation of GTPase activity; cell migration.
ACACUCAUCAUCCACUCCUCUCUCAGUCUCUCUCUGAUCCUGUCAAUGUAGCUAUUAUGCUUCAAAGAGAGGGUGUCAUAACAGGACAAGUAUUGGAUAGUGUGGUAUCAGCUAGUCCCUCUGUUCCUAAUCAACGGGAAGUCCUGUUAGCUGCCAUUAUAGUAGCUAUUGAAAGCAAGUAUAGUUUACUACAAACAUUUGCUAGUGUGUUGUGCAAGUUUACUGGUAAUGUAAAACUAGGAACAGUUAUACAAAGAGACUAUGAUGAAAAAUUUAUUGACGAUAGUCAGUUAGUAUCAGAUGAUGAAGCUCAAGAACCUUCUGAACUUUCUGAUUCCAAUAAAUCAACACCUACCACUGUUGCUCCUCUUUACAUUCCACAAUAUAAAAGUCAAGAUUUUGAUGUGCUUUAUGCGAAAUUUGCUAAAAUGUUUUCUAACGUUCGCAAAGUUAUUUCUAAACGUCCGCCUUCUUUAGAAGAUCUUAAGACAUUCAUUGAAGAUUUUGACUCUGACCUUGAAGCAGAACUGAGUUUGAUAAAAAAUUUUCAAGGUGUCAUGCGUCUCAUUAGGAAAAAAUGCAGUCUUGCUAAUAUUGUCAUCCUUGAAGCUGUUGUUGAACACUUUGAGAUUGAUGAUGCUCAGAAAUACAUCGAUGAUUACAAGAGGGAAAUUGAUGAAUCAUGUCGUAAUUUAUCAGUUGAUCUGUGCUUGAAUGAACCGUUUGAUGUAGUUAGGGCCAGUCCUCCUCUUAAAUGUGAAACAGCUACUUAUGUGCUUGGAUGGGAAGCUACUGAGCAUAAGCUAAAGGACGUUACAGAUAUCGUAUCGAAAUCUUCUGGCAAAUUUGUUAAGCUGGUCAACAUCAAAAGCAUUCAAUCCAUCACCAUCACUUGCUCCUUCCCUCACUCUCUCACUGGAGCUCUCAUUAUAAAAUUGAGUGAGAAUCUUGAAUUAUUAAUAAAGAAUGGUCUAAUGAAGCUUACUGUUGGAUACUGCACAAUAUGGAAGAAAGAAAACAUAGAAGAAAUACAGGAACCACUGGAAGAGGAGAGGCAGAAAGAGCUAAAAGAAACUGCACAGCAACUAACAAACAUAAUUAGUGAAAAAGAAAAGGAAUUGUAUGAAAUGAAGAAAAAAGUACAAGAACUGUCAUUAAUAAAUAAAAAUAAGGAGAAUCAAAAUGAAGAGGAAUGUACACUAGUGGAAUUAAAGGAAGUAGAAGAAGCAACCAAUGAUUUGGAAGAGAAACUACAAAGCCUGAAAACAGAAUAUCACAUUAAGUGUCGUAUACAUUCUACUUCAGCAUCAUACAAAAUCAUAAAAGGAAUGAGAAUGGAAAUAGAACAAAUAUUAACAAAUAAAACUGGUUUACUGGAUCAGAAUGAAUCAUUAAUAGAUAUUAAGAGAGAAAUAGCUGAACUACAAGAACAGAUAUCAGUAAUGAGUGUACGUAUACUAAAUAAAAGGGAAGAAAAUGAAGAAAUGAUGCAUAGAAUAAAAGUGUCACUGAUAGAUUAUAAAAGAGAUACAUUGAAACUGGACCAGGAAAUAUCCAUUGAACAGACACUAGAUAAAAGAGAAGAGGAUCAACAGGUUAUUCAUCAAGAGAUAAAGGAAAAGUUGGAUAGACUAAUAAUAAAUGUGGAAUUACAUCAAACUGAAGAGCCAUCAAAUACCUCAAGAGAAGAGACUGGAAAGGUGAAGUGGAGCAGUGCCCUCACAGAACCAUCAGUAGGUCAAUGUCAGGAAGUGAUCAGUCAAUCAACAGACAGUCAUCAGGACAUUAGCCUCUAUCACUCAUCACCUGAUUUUGUACAACCUCUCUCUUCUCAACACAGUGAUAGUAUUGAUACUCCUGGGGGUGCAAGGUUUGGCCCUGCACCAGCAGCAAGAAGAACCAAUGAAAGAGAACCUCAAGCCUCUGAGUUUAACAGACAAAAACAAGUAUAUGUUGCUACACAAAAAUAUAAUGCAAUUGGUCCAAGAAGAGAAUUGUUCCUUUCCUUUGAGAGAGGAGAGGAAAUUUUCAUAAAAGACAAGGAUCAUGAGUGGUGGGAGGGUGUUGUUUUAAGAACAGGACAAAGAGGUUAUGUUUUGCCAAAUUAUUUAAGACCUCAAGGCCCACCCCAACCCUCACCUGAAGACGUGCUAGUGCAAAUGAGACAGAAGCUAUCAGAAUAUUCAUGGUACAUUGGCAUGAGAACACGUAUUGAUACUGAUGUAGCACUCCACAAAUCCAGAAAUGGUGUAUUCCUUAUAAGGGAAAGCAUGGAUAGACCAGGAGAAUAUGCUAUAGCAUUAAAGUGGGGAGGGAUGCCCAAACACAUCAAGAUAAUGAGAAACCCUCAAACUGAGAGGUUCUACAUCUCAGACACCUGCGACUUUGACUCAAUUGAAGAACUUGUUGACUAUUAUCAAAAGAACACCCUUGGUAUCAGCUUCCCUGGAGUGGACACAACUCUUAAUAUUCCAUACUCUGACACUGCAAGACAAAGACAUCACGCUGUAUCUGAUUCCUCUAGUAGCUCCAUGUCAAUGAUGUCCCCACCUCCUUUUAACAGGGACGGAGAUACUUGGGUCGAGGCUGUGUAUGAUUAUGAUGGCGAAGGCCCUGGAUUUUUAUCUUUUCAUAAACAUGAUCAUAUUAAAGUCCUGACUAAAGAUACUCAGAAACUUAGUCUGUGGCUUGGCAAAUUCAAUGGGAAAACUGGAUUAUUUAGACCUGAUCAUACAGUGCCUCUUAAUUAGGAGCCAGUUUUAAUUAACUAUUUUAACAUUAAUAAUAGUAACCACACAUGUUAGCACUCUUCACAAAAAUUGCACUUCAUUAUUUUCUGUUUAGUAAAAUUUCAAUGUCUUUUUCUACUUUUUUACACAAAAUGCAUGGCUAACUAUUUUUGGUUUGUUAUUUAUAAUU